GGUUGUUCCCGUAGUAAUAGAUAAUUUUCCCGCUCAAAACAGAAGGCAUCUCCUUCUCCAUCAUCUUCCCCUCAUAUUCUCUUCUCUUUCACAUCGUCACUCCAAGAUUGCAAGAACCUCUAACCACAACCACCCUCACGCCACUCUAGUUAUACAACUAAAUAGGCUUUGAUGUUUCUUAAUAUGGGGAAGUUGGUUUGGGGUUCCACAUUUGGCAAUAUGAUAUUGCGUAUACAUGCAUAUAUAAUGUUUGAUAAAAUGAUUGUGUGAAAAAUUAGUUUAUAAACAUUCAUAGAUGAUAUGGUUUAUGGGUCAUCAUGUGGUAUAUUAUAAAUGCUUUGUAUAUAAAUAUAUCUAUAUAUAUUUUUUUUUUGAGUAAGUAUAUAUAUAUUUUUUUAAGUCUUGUGAAUUCAUCAACUUUGCUACAAGUAGUUGCUGAUUUUGAUCAAUUCUUUUAUACUUCUUGCUUCUUACUGAAAUCACGUUCCAUUUUGGAUAUUAAGAGUGAAAAAAAGCAUGUAUUCUCUGUGAUUGUAAUUGCUAUAUCAUAUUAUACUAAGAAGAAAAACUAAUAAGAUAGUGUUUACCUGCUAUGAGGUGCACACUACGCAUUUUGUAUUCUAAAUAGAACAAGAGCAUGAUUCUCAAGGAGUCUGUGGCAGAGUUAACUGGUUUAUUUAUUGGCGGAGGUUGUCUUAUGUGUUUUGAUGAGUUGCUUUUGUGUGAUCUAGAUUAUUUAACAUUAUUAAUGAUCUUGCUUGAGAACCCGGAUGGGACAAUUUGAUUCUUUUUUGUAAAUUUAUGAUUAUUUUUAUUUUUGCCCAAGGAAAAAAUUGUAAUCUUUCAACAAUAUUUUUAUUGUUAAAUUUUAUUUUUCCCUCAUUUUCCUUUUUUUUUUACCCUUAUUAUAACCAUUUGUUUGCUCCAUCGUGAGUUUAGGUUCAAAUUGUAUAUAUUUUUAUUAAGCUUAACCUUUGGUCACUUUAAUUCCUGCCAGUUUCCCAUCUUCAUUUCAGUCUAAUCCUCCAUCUUGAAAGUAGUAACGAUGGACGUCAAUGAAGUCGAUGACGAUGAGUUUGGAUUCUCAAGAAACUACUUUCUGGCAAAGGAGUUUAAGGGUUCUACAAAAAAAUCGAAUCAUAAGCUCUCAGACAUUGAUCUUGUUGAGGAACAGGAACUCAGAACUGCGGCAGCUAACAUUGAGCCCAAACAUGAGAAAGAGGUCGAGGAACUAGUGAGAAGCUAUAGGACUUUGUACCAGAGAUGGGUUUUCAAGCUUAGGUGUGGAUUUAACCUUCUAAUGUAUGGAUUUGGAUCUAAGAAAGCCUUGAUUGAAGAUUUCGCUUCGACUUCAUUGACUGAACAUUCUGUAUUUGUAAUCAACGGUUAUCUUCAGUCAAUAAAUAUAAAACAGGUCUUGAUUGCCUUGGCUGAAGUUCUGUGGGAUCAAUUGAAGGCCAAACGAAAGAAUUAUUCAGGGAAUUCAUCAAGAGGAGGCCAGCAGCCUUUCAAUUCUAGAUCCAUAGACGAUCUUCUUGAGUUUUUGGAUGAACCACAAGUGGAGGAGAAGGAAAGUUUUAUAUGCAUCAUCAUUCACAAUAUCGAUGGGCCUGGAUUAAGAGACUCUGAAACUCAACAAAUUCUUGCACGCUUAGCUUCUUGCUCCAAUAUCCGUGUUGUUUCCUCCAUUGACCAUGUGAACACGCCUCUUUUGUGGGACAAGAAGAUGGUCCACACACAGUUCAACUGGUGCUGGUACCAUGUUCCUACUUUUGCACCAUACAAAGUUGAAGGAAUGUUUUUCCCACUGAUUCUGGCGAAUGGAAAUACCGGUCAGAGUGCCAAAACAGCUGCACUAGUUUUGCAAAGUUUGACACCCAAUGCUCAGAGUGUUUUCCGAGUCCUUGCAGAGUAUCAGCUGUCUCAUCCUGAUGAAGAAGGGAUGCCAGUCGAUAAUUUGUAUGCUACAUGUCGAGAACGCUUCUUGGCAAGUAGCCAAGUUACUCUUAACUCCCAUUUGACAGAAUUCAAAGAUCAUGAGUUGGUCAAGACUAGAAGGCAUUCUGAUGGACAGGACUGUUUGUAUAUCCCUCUCACUGCAGAAGCCCUGGAAAAACUUCUACUCGAGAUAAAUUAGUUGUGUUAUUUUUCUUUCUUGUAUUUCAUUUCACUCAAUUGUAACACUAACAUAUAAUUAUUGAAAUGCAGUGUAAGACUCAGAUUUUGAUAUCAGAGUAUUUGAAUUCAUUUCUUA
Cannabis sativa is the source of this 2254-nucleotide messenger RNA. RefSeq names its product origin of replication complex subunit 2. The record is from RefSeq and is a predicted model, not a curated record. Gene Ontology annotation, molecular function: DNA replication origin binding. The transcript has 7 exons. The coding region runs from base 1046 to 2137 and encodes 363 amino acids. Gene Ontology annotation, cellular component: nucleus; nuclear origin of replication recognition complex. NCBI's taxonomy places the organism in Eukaryota, Viridiplantae, Streptophyta, Magnoliopsida, Rosales, Cannabaceae. Gene Ontology annotation, biological process: DNA replication.